Dentiscutata erythropus is the source of this 486-nucleotide messenger RNA. NCBI's taxonomy places the organism in Eukaryota, Fungi, Glomeromycota, Glomeromycetes, Diversisporales, Gigasporaceae. The record is from the annotation of a GenBank genome assembly.
AUGGGCAGAGAACAAAAAAUGGACAUAUUUUGGUGUCUAACACACAGGACGCUACCUCUGGGAUGCAAAUUAGCUCAUGUAUCACCCACUGAGAACGGGGAAUGCCCACACUGCCAAGGAACACCACAAACUAUAGAACAUUUUGCAUCAGAGUACAACUUAAGCAGAAGAAUAUGGAACAUUUUAUAUACCAGAAUAUCCCUCUCGGGAAACAUACCUCCACCAAAUUCAUUAGAUGAAAUUUUGCAACUUAGCAAUAUAACAGAGCCCAAAAUAAGACCCGCAAUAAGGCGGUUACAUGUCUUCGGAAUCUACGAAAUAUGGUUAUACUAUACACAAUCCAAGUGGGGAUCUUCCGUAAUUCCGGAGCUAGCUAUCCCCUUCAUCACCAGAAACUGGCUAGUCAAAGCCCUAGGCAUCUUAUGGAGAACAGAACAGGGUAAUAAUAAAGAGAAAAGAAGCAUAUUAGAGCAUAUAAAUAUGUAA